This is a messenger RNA of Saimiri boliviensis boliviensis (Bolivian squirrel monkey), 1150 nucleotides long. It is a transcript of the gene HESX1, whose product is annotated as HESX homeobox 1. Gene Ontology annotation, molecular function: RNA polymerase II cis-regulatory region sequence-specific DNA binding; DNA-binding transcription repressor activity, RNA polymerase II-specific. Lineage: Eukaryota; Metazoa; Chordata; Mammalia; Primates; Cebidae. Gene Ontology annotation, cellular component: nucleus. The record is from RefSeq and is a predicted model, not a curated record. Gene Ontology annotation, biological process: forebrain development; regulation of transcription by RNA polymerase II; pituitary gland development.
CUCUCCCGCGAGCGCGGGCGUCGGAAGCGGCGGAGGUGGUGGUGUCUGCACUGGGCUGGCCUUCCCUGCGCGCCUGCAUUUAACACCAUGCAUCCUAGCUCUAAAGAAGGAAGACUUUCAAGCCCCCUUGUCAGCGUAGCUAUAAGGUGAAUUGCAGGAAGAUCCCAGCCUUAUACACGUUGGGCAGAGCCAGCAGAGGCCAGAGCUGUUGCUCUGCACAGACCACGAGAGGAUGUCUCCCAGCCUUCAGGAAGGCGCUCAGCUUCGGGAAAGCAAACCCUCAACUUGCUCCUUUUCAAUUGAGAGAAUCUUAGGAAUGGACCAGAAGACAGACUGUGUUCCAUUAAUGAAACCCCACAGGCCCUGGGCAGACACCUGCAGCUCCUCAGGGAAAGAUGGUAACUUAUGUCUACAUGUCCCAAAUCCUCCCUGUGGGAUUUCAUUCCCUAGCAUGGUGGAUCACCCAAUACCAGAAGAAAGAACUUCAAAAUAUGAAAAUUACUUUUCAGCCUCAGAAAGACUGUAUUUGAAAAGAGAGUUGAGUUGGUAUAGAGGCCGAAGACCAAGAACCGCUUUUACUCAAAACCAGAUUGAAGUGUUAGAAAAUGUCUUUAGAGUAAACUGCUAUCCUGGCAUUGACAUUAGAGAAGACUUAGCUCGAAAGUUGAAUCUAGAGGAAGACAGAAUCCAGAUUUGGUUCCAAAAUCGGCGUGCAAAACUGAAAAGGUCCCAUAGAGAAUCACAGUUUCUAAUGGUGAAAAAAAAUUUCAACGCAAAUCUCCUGGAAUAGAUAGAAAACUAAACAAGUGAAAUUGUCUUCUAGUUGCAGAGCGUGAAGAAUCAGUGGAAAUAUUAAGUGUUAAAAUGUGAUUUUUUUUCCUGCAUUUAAUCUGCAUAUUGUCAUUUUUUCCGAAAAUAUAUUGUAAAUAAUUACUAUUAUAGCAUGGUACAUAUUAUAUUUGGGCACUUUUAGUUGUAGUAAAGACCUUUCCUAUAUAUUUUAAUAAUCAUUUUCAGAAAAGAUUGCUAUUUUUUAAGUGAGCAAACUUAACCUAAUAAAUUAGUUUGUUAAAAUCAAUAGACUCAUGACUAAGUGAUUCCACAAGUUGGAUUCUAUUUGUAAAGUAUUUCAAGUGAAAUAAUCUGAAGA